Pristis pectinata (smalltooth sawfish) is the source of this 1183-nucleotide messenger RNA. RefSeq names its product ST8 alpha-N-acetyl-neuraminide alpha-2,8-sialyltransferase 2 (gene st8sia2). Gene Ontology annotation, biological process: N-glycan processing; oligosaccharide metabolic process. The transcript is spliced from 6 exons. Lineage: Eukaryota; Metazoa; Chordata; Chondrichthyes; Rhinopristiformes; Pristidae. The record is from RefSeq and is a predicted model, not a curated record. The coding region runs from base 1 to 1140 and encodes 379 amino acids. Gene Ontology annotation, molecular function: alpha-N-acetylneuraminate alpha-2,8-sialyltransferase activity.
AUGCGUCUGGAAUUCACCAGUUGGAUGUUUGGACUCCUCGCUCUGCUGGCGAUCCUCCUCAUCCUGGCAGAUAUUUCCGAAGUGGAGAUGGAAUUCGGGUUUACAGAGGGAAGGAGAGCCAUGAAGGCAGCCAAAGGUACUCUACAGGACAAGGGUUGCAGGGAGGAAGUGAUCAGAGACAUCUCAUCCAGCACACCUCAGCAGAAAGCUGAGAAUAAGGAGAUCAUCGAACCACAAGCAAGGCACCCUGAAGUACCGGAGUGGAAGCUUAAUGCUACGCUAACAGCAAGGAUAAGGAAAGAUAUUCUGAGGUUUCUGGAUGCAGAGAAGGACAUUUCAGUGCUGAAAGGAAAACUGAAGCCGGGAGAUAUCAUCCAUUACAUUCUUGACAGGGACAGGACUCUGAAUAUAUCCUAUAGCCUGUACGAGCUAUUACCAAGGACAUCACCAAUGAAAAAUAAACACUUCAAACAAUGUGCAAUUGUGGGAAAUUCUGGGAUUCUGCUCAACAGUGGCUGUGGGCAAGAGAUUGAUGCUCAUGAAUUUGUGAUAAGGUGUAAUCUUGCCCCAGUUGAAGAAUACGCACAAGACGUUGGUUUGAAGACCGAUUUGGUGACUAUGAAUCCUUCGGUGGUGCAACGUGCAUUUGAGGAUCUGAAGAACAAGACAUGGAAGGAGAAGCUGCUGCACCGGUUAAAAAUGCUGAACGGCGCCAUACUCUGGAUCCCAGCGUUUAUGGCCAAAGGGGGAGAAGAACGUGUAGAGUGGGUGAACAACCUCAUCAUAGAGCACAAAAUCCACGUGCAGACUGCCUAUCCAUCACUGAGGCUCCUACACGCAGUGCGGGGGUACUGGCUGACUAACAGGGUCCUGAUCAAACGCCCCACUACUGGCCUUUUGAUGUACACACUUGCCACUCGAUUCUGUGAUGAAAUCCACCUUUAUGGCUUCUGGCCCUUUUUUAAGGACCAAAAAGGGAAUGCAGUGAAGUAUCACUACUAUGACAGUCUGACGUAUGAGUAUAACUCCCGGGCUACACCGCACACAAUGCCACUAGAGUUCAAGACACUGAAAAACAUGCACCUCAAGGGUGCAUUGAAACUAAAUGUGGGAGAGUGCAAGUUGGCAACACAGGGUUAGAAGGAAGUGAAGGGAGGAGGGAGACUCUCCACAGCCAACACUG